This is a messenger RNA of Arachis duranensis, 1875 nucleotides long. RefSeq lists its product as uncharacterized. Gene Ontology annotation, biological process: proteolysis. Lineage: Eukaryota; Viridiplantae; Streptophyta; Magnoliopsida; Fabales; Fabaceae. Gene Ontology annotation, molecular function: cysteine-type peptidase activity. The coding region runs from base 214 to 1875 and encodes 553 amino acids. The record is from RefSeq and is a predicted model, not a curated record. The transcript is spliced from 13 exons.
GGGAAAAGACGAAAGUCCACAAAUUCAGAGGGAGACUGGGGGAGAAAGUUCUGCAAAGUUUGAAACUCCUGGGGGAAUAAAUCGAAUUCCAGAUGAUAUGAAACAAAAGUGCUACAUCUGGGGGACGAGACUGAAGGAAGACGCAGAUGGCAUACUGACGAGUAUGAGGAGAUUUGCACUCUGAUUGGACAAGGAGAAUACAUUUUGAUAAGAAUGCACCUUGCAUCCCUCCAGGCAAAAAGUGAUAUAGAAUCUCAGAUUGUAUCUGCCAUCUGCCUCAUCCUAAACCAGAAAAAUGAAAAGAGGUUUCAGGAACAAAUAUACUGUCUCCCCCCCGAUAUUGUGAGCAUGGCACUUUCGGAUCACCCAAAGGGGGAAUUCAUAUCACCGAAAACGAAAAAGGAAUUCAGGGUGGAAGCCUACCCGAGUUUCAUUCCCUUCAUAGAUAGAAAAAAAUUAAGUUCGCAUCCAUAUAUUUUUGCUCCUGUUUGCCACUCGGGGCAUUGGUGGUUAUGGCUGAUAAAUACAACAAAGCGAAAAUGUCAAAUAUUUGACCCGCUACACAAAAAAGCUCCAAGCGAUGAGAGAAAGGACAUUAAUAAAUUCACUUGGCUUGAGUUAAUUGAGCAGGAAAACAUCAAAAAGGGGAAGUAUGAAUGGGAUAAUUGGCCACAGGAGGAGGUGGACCACUAUAGAGUGGAGUAUGCUUCCCGGAUACUAUUCAGUGAGAUGAAUAAACAGAGAGAUCGAGCAAUUAGAGAGAGUAGUGCUAUAAGGCUGUCGAAGCCAUCCUCUGUAUUAUUGAGUCCGUUUUGUCAGAUUAAUUCUGCUGAUAUAGAAACUGGAGGAUCCCAUGCUGAUGAAUUUCUGAAAUUCCAUUCUUCAAUCUUUGUACGUAAUUCUGCAUCUGCAUGCAGUUACAAGCAUUCUGGAAUCACAAUGAUCACAGAAGAAUCGUCAAAGAUGUUGGAAAAUAUUGAUAGCGAGUAUGAUAAAUUGGUCUUACCUGAUACACCAAGGGCUGAAGAAGCCGAGAUGUUGCACCCUCAAGCAAAAUCAAAAGUUAAAUCUUUGUGUUGUUGGAUGAAAACAUUUUUAUGGUGCUGUCUCGCUGUUAUACUUGCUACUGUUCUUGUGAAAUGGGGAGUACCAUUUGCUUUUGGAAAGGUUCUUUACCCAAUCAUGGAGUGGGAAGCUACUUCCUUUGGCCAUCCUGUUCUUGCCCUUAUACUUGUUGCUUCUCUGGCUUUGCUGCCAGUAUUCUUGCUUCCUUCGGGCCCCUCUAUGUGGCUGGCAGGGAUGAUUUUUGGUUAUGGCCUUGGCUUUGCUAUAAUAAUGGGUGGAACAACGAUUGGGAUGGUCCUGCCUUACCAAAUUGGACUACAGUUCCGUGACCGCAUUCAUCAAUGGUUAAAAAGAUGGCCUCGUAAUGCAGCAAUGAUUAGGCUUGCUGGGGAGGGAAACUGGCUCUAUCAAUUUCAAGUGGUUGCUUUGUUUAGGCUCUCACCUUUUCCCUAUACUAUAUUCAAUUAUGCUGUUGUGGUGACUAAUGUGAAGUUUUGGCCCUACUUAUGCGGAUCAGUUGCUGGAAUGGUGCCAGAAGCUUUCCUCUACAUAUACAGUGGUCGAUUAAUGAAGACAUUGGCAGAAGUAGGGUCAGGGAAGCGUCACCUAAACACUGUGGAAAUUAUAUACAGCCUUAUUUCUUUCAUCAUUUCAAUUGUUGCGAUUGUUGCCUUCACCGUUUAUGCAAAGAGGACCUUACGUGAACUCAAAAUGAUAGAGUUGAAUGAUGAAGUUUCCUUGAAUGGUGAAGUUCCCUUAGUAUCUGAGGGAGAAGACACGCUUGCCACUGGCCAUCUUGUCGAACGCUAA